Erigeron canadensis is the source of this 2427-nucleotide messenger RNA. Its product is annotated as probable metal-nicotianamine transporter YSL6. The transcript has 7 exons. The record is from RefSeq and is a predicted model, not a curated record. Gene Ontology annotation, molecular function: oligopeptide transmembrane transporter activity. Gene Ontology annotation, cellular component: vacuolar membrane. Lineage: Eukaryota; Viridiplantae; Streptophyta; Magnoliopsida; Asterales; Asteraceae. The coding region runs from base 236 to 2263 and encodes 675 amino acids.
GUUUUGUGGAUUCCAAAAAAAAUAAGCCACCAAAAGAUCAGUCUAUCUAGAUACAGAAUUUAAUCACGCCAAGCAAUAACUGCGCAUUUUCAGGAUCCCCCAUCACUCCACCACCCCAUCCCAUCUCUCUCUCUCUCUCUCUUUUGUCAACCAAUAGUCCAUCCCACCCGAAAAAUAAUAAAAUCAUCUUCAUCACAUCACACAAAAACACAUAAAGAAAAAAAAUAAAAAUAAAAUGGGAACAGAAACAAACAGAUCAACAGUUGAAAUAACAGAACCGUUGUUAAUUAACGAACCAAAAACACUGGAAACAGAACUACAAAGUGUACCAGAAUGGAAAGAGCAGAUUACUUUCAGGGGCUUAAUUGUUAGUGGUUUGUUAGGUACACUUUUUUGUAUAAUUACACAUAAGCUGAAUCUAACUGUUGGGAUCAUACCUUCCUUGAAUGUAGCUGCUGGUUUGUUGGGUUUUUUCUUUAUCAAAACAUGGACUACUUUUGUUGAUAAGCUGGGUUUCUUUGUUAAGCCUUUUACUAAACAGGAAAACACGGUUAUUCAGACUUGUGUUGUUGCUUGCUAUGGCCUUGCUUUUAGUGGUGGUUUCGGGUCGUAUUUGCUUUCAAUGGAUGAGAGAACAUACAAUUUGAUUGGUGCUGAUUACCCUGGCAAUCGUGCCGAAGAUGUUAAAAACCCUGGUUUAUUGUGGAUGAUGGGUUUCAUUUUUGUUGUCAGUUUUCUUGGCCUCUUCAGUCUUGUUCCACUUCGCAAGGUCAUGGUAAUGGAUUAUAAGCUUACAUACCCUAGUGGAACUGCCACGGCAAUGUUGAUAAACAGUUUUCACACUACCACAGGUGCAGAGCUUGCAAGGAAACAAGUAAACUCUCUUGGAAAGUAUUUAAGCAUAAGCUUUGUAUGGAGUUGCUUUAAGUGGUUUUUCAGUGGUGUUGGGGAUGCAUGUGGUUUUGAUAAUUUUCCCAGUCUUGGCUUGAUGUUGUACAACAAUACAUUCUACUUUGACUUUAGUCCAACUUAUGUUGGAUGUGGUCUUAUUUGCCCUCACAUAGUCAACUGUUCCGUUCUUUUUGGAGCUAUUAUAUCUUGGGGAUUUCUUUGGCCCUUCAUUACUACACGUGCAGGAGAUUGGUAUCCAGCCGAUCUUGGCAGCAAUGACUUCAAAGGUCUCUAUGGGUACAAGGUUUUUAUAGCCAUUGCACUUAUUCUUGGUGAUGGCCUUUACAAUUUGGUUAAAAUAGUAGCUAUCUCCAUCAAGGCAGUGUUGAACAGCAGCACCAAACAACAAAAUCUUCCUGUAACAAAAGAAAUUCUAGAUUCUGAGACAUCCAGAUUACAACUUGAGGAAAAGACGCGUGAUGCUGUUUUCUUAAAAGACAGUAUACCAACAUGGUUUGCAGCUUCUGGAUAUGUAGUCCUUGUUGCAAUAUCCAUGGCUACAAUGCCACUUAUUUUUCCACCGCUAAAAUGGUACCUGGUUUUGUGCUCUUACCUUAUCGCCCCUGCCCUAGCUUUCUGCAACUCCUAUGGAACUGGUCUCACCGACUGGAGCCUGGCUUCAACAUAUGGAAAAAUCGGCCUAUUUAUCAUUGCGUCAAUAGUUGGCAGUGACGGUGGUGUCUUAGCUGGUCUAGCUGCAUGUGGAGUCAUGAUGUCAAUUGUUGCCACCGCCGCUGAUUUAAUGCAAGAUUUCAAAACCGGUUACCUCACCUUAUCAUCAGCCAAAUCUAUGUUUGUAAGUCAGUUAGUAGGCACCGCCAUGGGAUGCAUCAUCGCACCACUCACCUUUUGGAUGUUUUGGUGUGCAUUCGAGAUUGGGACCCCCGAUAGUCCUUACAAGGCGCCAUAUGCCGUAAUAUAUCGUGAAAUGGCAAUUCUUGGUGUAGAGGGGUUUUCAGAACUCCCAAAACAUUGCUUAGCAUUAUGCUGCGGGUUCUUUGUGGCAGCCCUGGUUCUAAACCUGAUUAGGGAUUGGGCUCCUUCAAAGGUGGCUCAGUUCAUUCCUAUUCCCAUGGCAAUGGCCGUACCAUUUUAUAUUGGGGCUUACUUCGCGAUUGAUAUGUUUGUUGGGACAGUGAUAUUAUUUGUGUGGGAACGAAUCAACAAGAAGGAUGCUGAAGAUUAUGCAGGUGCUGUUGCUUCCGGGUUAAUCUGUGGUGAUGGGAUAUGGACAAUCCCAUCAGCAAUACUUUCUAUCCUAAGAGUUGAUCCGCCGAUCUGCAUGUACUUCGGGCCAUCGGUGAGUUCAUGAGCAGAUAAACUGUAGCUGUAAACCAUGUACCUUGAAAGUUAAGACUUAAAUGCAGUUGAGAUAUGUACAUAUAAUCUCACUUUCAGUCUUUCAUAUCCAGUAAUUGAUUUAUGAGACUAAUUAAAUGUGUCUCAAUCUCUUAAUGGGCCUUUCAUUUCUUUUUA